Molecule: messenger RNA, 1550 nt
Organism: Syzygium oleosum
Lineage: Eukaryota; Viridiplantae; Streptophyta; Magnoliopsida; Myrtales; Myrtaceae
Product: protein VACUOLELESS GAMETOPHYTES-like
Exons: 1
Coding region: 490-1152 (220 amino acids)
Source: RefSeq, a predicted model, not a curated record
UAACUGUCGGUGUUCUUGAAACGACGGAAGGCACAGAAGCCAAUAAGAGAUCGGCGACUUCGGCCCAAAAGAAGCGUCGCACGCAUCCGUUCAGUCGUCAUAUUAGCACAUCAUAUUAGUACGUCAUACAACAUAAAAGAAGAAAUGAUGAAUGUCCUACGAAUGAGAGUACUAAAUCCUAUUAUUAAAUGUUGUCAUUUAAAUGUAUUCGUCAACUCAAUCAUGGGUUUUGAGUACUAGACAAAAGAAAUGUCGCAUCAUUUAACAAAGAAUACCUUAGCAUCGUGGCCGGUUUCCCCUUCCAUUACUCAUAAAUAAAGGAGCAAACAAUGUGCUUUGAGUCUCCGAUCUAACGCGGAUCAAGACUUGACUGAACGAAGCCCAGCAGGUCAACGUUGCCCUCUCUGCCUUGAUCAGCUUGUCGUCCCACUCUCCUCCUCCUUGGAUCCACCGGAAUCAAAUUUCCAUCCGUGCGAGAGAUAGAGAUAGAUGACUACGCUUCCCUAUGCCUCGCACCUCCACCACCCGAGCCAUACUCACUGCCUCGAGCUCUCCGACCUCUCGAACUUGCCGGUGCAUGCCGCCCCCGACCUUCGCCUGCUGUGCUCCGGUUGCAGGUGCCAAGCCUCAGGACUCAUCUACUCAUGCGAGCGUUGCAACUUUGCCCUCCAUGCACCAUGCGCCCAUAUGCCGCCCCUCGUCGCCCAUCAAGGCCACAAAACGUACCCUCUCAAGCUCCUCGCCACCCCCACAUAUGCCCGUGGCCGGUUCGAUUGUGAUGGGUGCGGCCAACGAGGUCGUGGCUUCAGCUAUCACUGCGCCGAGUGCACCUACGAUCUCCGCAUUGUCUGUGCAUCGAAGCCCUUGCGAAUCCACGACCAGUCUCACUGUCACGUGCUCCAUCUUACUUUUAACUGUCCGUACGAGAUAAGAGGGUUUAACGGCGAUAUCUGCACUGCCACGGGGGGUGAUCACUGGAUGUACCGCUGCAGUUACCGUAAUUUCGACGUGCAUUUAGAAUGUGCUAAGGCUAGGCCUGUUCAGGCCGUAACACCAGCACCUCCACAGGCAUCAUCCGUGGCGGCCGCACAGCCGGUUUACAUUCCUUCGGGAUCGAAUCCUCAGUACCAAUAUCAAACUCCCGCGGUUUGAGGGCAAAGAAACAUGCAGGGAGUUAUAUAUAACCCUAACGCUUUGAAUAUAGGGAGUUCUCAACAUCAAGCGCAACCCAUUAUGUGGCCACCGGCUACCGGGUUCGGAGCUUCUCCUCUGGUGGCGGCGGCCGAGCGAUGUUUGGUCCAGGGCAUUGCCCAACAGGUCGGUCAGGACCUCGUUCAGGAUGUGACGGGCGGCGGCGACGGUGGCGGUGUCCUUGAUUUCUCUUCUUUUCCGGACUUUUUUUAAGUUGUGUCCGGCAUAGGCUGGGUACCAACUGAUUGCUGGUUAACUUGGAUCGGCCUUAAAGAGAAAACCUAAGUAGGUUCUGCCUGUAAAUUCUGUGUUUGGAGGUCCUUCUUCUUAUGUGGUCGACGUUUACUUAUUAAAUGUGU